Messenger RNA from Closterium sp. NIES-67, 2389 nucleotides. Lineage: Eukaryota; Viridiplantae; Streptophyta; Zygnematophyceae; Desmidiales; Closteriaceae. The record is from the annotation of a GenBank genome assembly.
GCCUGCUCGCUGUGUUGCACUGCGGGCAUUUACGUGUAGUGUUCGCCGCUCCUAGUCAGGACUCAGGAUCGCUUCUCGGUGCUACUUAGGAUAAGCGCCUGGCAAUUGCGCGUACAGUAUUUAUAAUCCAGCAUUCCUCUUCUCUGUCACGCUCGCCUUUUAGUCUAGCUGCAGACUCUUCCUUUGACCAAACGGCCCACCCAGCUCCCUGCGACGUGACAGCGCUUGCUGACUAGUAGUCGAUUCAGGCCCAGGGUACCGUGGUCCCCGUAAACGACGCUUUAGCAGUCCGUUUCAGUGGUCCGUAUCAGUCAAUUUGCUCCCCCAUAUCCUCAGCUUUUUUUCCUCGUCGUUCCUCAGCGCAGCGGCGAUACUACUACUUCAGGUCAUGUAUUCCACUACUAGUGCUGGUACCAUUACUAGUAAUACGACCGAGGAGGGCGAUGGCGGUGCCGUGACAACGACUCAUCCAGGCGCCUUUGACAGCUUCCCCGACGAUCUCCUCAUCAGCGUGUUUCGCCGCCUUGUUCCGGAAUCGCCGCCGCUUCUUCGGCUGUGUCCCGUGGUGCCGCCCAGCAGCAGCCUCCUAUCACCACCUGACGUCUCCCCUCUCUCCCUCUCCCCCUCCCCCUCCUCAUCCUCCUCCCACGCGUUCGUCUGUAAGCGCUGGCUCCAACUCGCCUAUCUCGCGCACACAUCUAUCCACGUCACGCAGCAUACUCGGGAGAUCUCCGCGUCGCAGCUCAUCCGAGCCGUCAAUCGCAUGCCGAGCCUCAAUUCCCUUCAGAUCGACUUUCUCGGUAACGAUCCCGUAACGGACGCCCUUAUAACGGAGAUCGCGAACGCGUGCCCUCGUCUCGAGCUGCUCUCUCUCUCCUCCUCGCGCCUCCGUCACGCAUGGACGACCCAAGGGUUAGAAACUCUCUUCCGCGUCUGUACGCGUUUAAAGCAGCUCUCGCUUCACUGCCCACCGGCCGUCAAAACGUUUCCCGCCGCCGUCUCCAACCUAACCGGUCUCGUGCGCCUCAACAUCUGCUUGGGAAAAUUCGUGAGCCGCCUGCCUGAAGAGCUCGGCGCGCUUGGCGCUCUGGAAUCCUUCUGCUUGGAGGCACCUCUUGUCGCAUCGCUGCCCAGCAGCCUGGGAGACCUCACGAAUCUGCGGGAGCUGGAGCUGGUGAGCUGCAGGGCUUUGUCAUCGGUGCCUGAGACCAUAGGGAAGCUGCUGAAGCUAUCGGCUUUCCAUGCCAUGCAUUGCGACAGCCUCCGCUCGCUCCCUGACGCCCUCUGCCAGUGCUCUUCCCUGGACACUCUCCAUCUCUCACUCUUCAACCUUGCCGGGCUGCCCGAGAAUAUCGGGCAGCUGCCAAGCCUCCGCUGCCUCGUCUUGCACUCCUCAUACGGUCUCCAUGCACUUCCUACGUCUUUCACGCAGCUACCCUCCCUCCGGAAUUUGCGUCUGACUGUGCGUGCACGGCGGUUGCCGGACGACUUGGGGAAUCUGACCAGUCUGCAAAGUCUGGAGCUCUCCGAUUGCUCGGAACUCACUCACCUGCCCUCCUCUCUGCCACAGCUCUCUCUUCUCGAAAGCCUUGCAAUCUCUCGCUGCGGUCAACUUUUUCAUCUGCCCGAGGACAUGGGGCAGCUGUCUGCGCUUCAAGAGCUGGAUCUGAGCCAUCUGAAAAAUCUCCAAGACCUUCCCAAUGAAAUCGGGCAACUGCAGCGUCUUUACUCACUCAGGCUUCACUGCUGCGAUUCCCUCAGCGAACUGCCGGAGUCUUUCUCUCAGCUUACAGCCCUCAAGACACUCACAAUCAACUGUUGCGAUCUGCUCUCCUCCCUCCCUCAAGGCAUCGACAAUCUGACGUGCCUUCAAGAGCUGACUCUCAGCGAGUGCCCUUCAAUCAAUCAGCUACCUGCCAGCAUCUCUCGCUGCCUUUCCCUUCACCGCAUCUCCAUCCGAAACUGUUCUCGCCUCACAAAUGUACCUGAGGAAAUUCGGCACCUGGUUGGUUGAACACGGAAUUACAGGCGGAGCGGGUGAGGGGCAUAUUCCGAGAAAGUGGUGCAAGCUGAAGGAGGAGGUGGUGCAAGCAACGUUCAGGGGCGGUGCAGACAGGGGAUAAGGUGGUGGGGAAGGCAGACCUGCUUGCAGGGAUGGGUGCAGAUGUGAAGCUGAGCUUCCUUCUACGCUGUCUGUAAUUGGCUGGCGAUGGCGUCUGCCUUGCUUUAUCUUGCUGCAUCAAGUGUGCUGGACAAAGCAACAGCAGCAACAAUUGCACUACGGUACUUCUAGACAGACAGUUGUACCGCAUUUGCUGCAGAAUUGUAGUGCUGCUGUACCUUUGCGUAAUUAAAUUUAUGUAUGAACCAUGUGUAUAAGGCAUUUUAG